GGUCUCUGAAGACAGGGAAGAUGCCAGAAGGGGAGAAAACGAGGCAGUGCAAGCAAGAAGAGGAGCAGCAGAAAGAAGAUGAACAGGAGGGUCUUAUUGAAUUCUACAGUUCGUACCAGGAGCUAUUCCAGUUCUUCUGCAGCAACACAACCAUCCAUGGGGCUAUCCGCCUGGUAUGCUCUAAAAAGAAUAAGAUGAAGACAGCCUUCUGGUCCGUUCUCUUCUUUUUCACCUUCGGCUUAAUGUACUGGCAGUUUGGGAUCCUCUACAGGGAGUACUUCAGCUACCCUGUCAAUCUCAACCUCAACCUUAACUCCGACAGGCUGACUUUCCCAGCCGUGACGCUGUGCACCCUCAAUCCAUACAGAUACAGCGCCAUCCGGAAGAAGCUGGAUGAGCUGGACCAAAUCACGCAUCAGACACUGCUAGACCUUUAUGACUACAACAUGUCUCUGGCACGUAGUGACUGGUCCACCCUGUCGACAAGAAAGCGUAGCUCAAGGAGCUUGCUCCAUCACGUCCAGCGCCACCCGCUGCGACGGCAGAAGCGGGAUAACUUAGUCAACAUGCCAGAGAACAGUCCCUCGGUGGACAAGAAUGACUGGAAAAUUGGCUUUGUUCUGUGCAAUGAAAACAACAAGGACUGUUUCCAUCAGGCGUACUCUUCAGGGGUGGAUGCCGUGCGGGAGUGGUACAGCUUUCACUAUAUCAAUAUCCUGGCACAGAUGCCUGAUGCAAAAGCCCUGGAUGAGUCUGACUUUGAGAACUUCAUCUAUUCUUGCCGCUUCAAUGAAGCGACAUGCGACAAGGCGAAUUACACCCACUUCCACCAUCCCUUGUAUGGGAACUGCUACACCUUUAAUGACAACAGCAGCAGCCUGUGGACAUCCUCACUGCCUGGGAUCAAUAAUGGGCUCUCUCUGGUGGUGCGCACGGAACAGAACGAUUUCAUCCCUCUGCUGUCCACGGUGACAGGAGCUAGGGUCAUGGUCCAUGACCAGAACGAGCCAGCCUUCAUGGAUGAUGGGGGUUUCAACGUGCGACCAGGUAUCGAGACCUCCAUCAGCAUGAGAAAGGAGAUGACUGUGCGCCUUGGGGGCAGUUACAGUGAUUGCACAGAGGAUGGCAGCAACGUGCCCGUGCAAAAUCUGUACUCGUCCCGCUACACCGAACAGGUCUGCAUUCGCUCCUGCUUUCAGCUCAACAUGGUAGAGCGCUGUGGCUGUGCAUAUUACUUCUACCCCUUGCCUGCUGGAGCAGAGUACUGUGACUACACAAAGCACGUGGCCUGGGGCUACUGCUAUUACAAACUCCUGGCUGAAUUCAAAGCUGACGUACUGGGCUGUUUCCACAAGUGUCGGAAACCUUGCAAAAUGACAGAAUACCGGCUGUCAGCUGGAUACUCCCGCUGGCCUUCUGCUGUCUCAGAGGACUGGGUUUUUUACGUGCUUUCACAACAAAACAAAUACAAUAUCACAUCCAAGAGGAAUGGUGUUGCCAAAGUGAAUAUAUUUUUUGAGGAGUGGAACUACAAGACCAACGGGGAGUCUCCAGCCUUCACGGUAGUAACUCUGCUGUCCCAGCUUGGGAACCAGUGGAGUCUCUGGUUUGGCUCCUCGGUCCUGUCUGUGAUGGAGCUUGCAGAGCUGGUUCUGGAUUUCCUCGCCAUCACCUUUAUCCUGGCCCUGCGCUGGUUCCGCUCCCGGCAGCC
Merops nubicus (carmine bee-eater) is the source of this 1711-nucleotide messenger RNA. It is a transcript of the gene SCNN1A, whose product is annotated as sodium channel, non-voltage-gated 1 alpha subunit. NCBI's taxonomy places the organism in Eukaryota, Metazoa, Chordata, Aves, Coraciiformes, Meropidae. Gene Ontology annotation, biological process: sodium ion transmembrane transport. The annotation marks the transcript as partial. The transcript has 12 exons. The record is from RefSeq and is a predicted model, not a curated record. Gene Ontology annotation, cellular component: membrane. Gene Ontology annotation, molecular function: ligand-gated sodium channel activity.